AUGUGGGAAGAGUGGGACGAUGAGCACUUUGUGAAGAUUUUUUUCGACUGGAAGAUAUUUGCCAAAUAUGCAAAGGAUAAUGAAUUUAAGGAGCUAGAGGAAGGCAUAAAGAAAGAAAUUAGCAAUUCGAGUUGUUUCAACCUAAAUGAAGAAGACGUGGAGAAGCAGACAAAUGACAACAUCCUGUUGAUACUAAACUCAUUCAUUAUAGAGAAGAAAUACACAGAUGUUUCUGAUUAUCUGGUUAAUAUAAUUUUGAGGUGGAAUUAUUACACAUGCUUGAGGAGCGAAAAAGAGCUUGAUUCCAAUGGUGUAAAAAAUCGCCUAAAAAUAAAUGUAGAUAUUUACCCCCUGCCAGAUGUAUACAGAAAUUUUGAGGAAUAUUUUUAUUCCUACUUCCCCCUAUUCCUGAUCGAAACGCAGCAAUUAAUAAACAAUAAAAAGGAAAAUGAAAAUAUAAAAGAGUACGACGUGACGCUGGUUAACACCCCCAAGGAGAUUUACAACUUUGAAUUCAACAUAAACAUAGCUUAUGACAGCCUCGUCUAUGCAAACCUUUUUUAUGGAGAUCUUAUUUUGCUGAGGUUUAUUCCCAAAAGAACUGCAAAAAGUGACUCACAUAAUAUUUACACCCCUAUGUUUUGUUCCGUAAAGACGAAUGAGGAAGAGGUAAUAUCUAGUGAUUCGGAAAAGGACAAACUCGAGGUAGCUUCCUCUGGCUCGUGCACCCAUUCGGAAGGCCCACUCAAUGGGGAGGAACUGAAAGAGGAAGAAGUGACCGAGGAGGAACUCGUCGAAAACACAAACCCAAUUGAUAUCACCAACUCGGGGAAAGACAAAACGAAUGACGAAAUCAAAGACGAAACGAAUGACAAAACGAAUGACGAAGCGAAUGACGAAGCGAAUGACGAGACGAAUGACGACAUUUACAUGAUCAGAAAAUAUUGCGUCCGUCAUCUGUUAGGUUACGUGAUUUCAAAAAAUAAGGAACAAAUUAAAGUCAAAUUUAAUUUAAAUUAUAAAAAUUUUGAUAUCAUUGACAAAAUCAGGAAAGAUAUCAUUUACGAAAUUUUCGUGGCUGAUAAAUUAGAUCAUUACUUUGCGCGUGUAUCCAAGGUGACCAGUUUAAUUUCGACCCUUCGAUUGUUUAACUGCUUGUUCAAUUUUAGGAACUCCGCCUUGUUGAAUGAAAUUGUCGAAGUUGACCAAAGUGGGGAAGCUAACCAACAUGCCGAGAGCGUCACUUCUACGGGGGAGGUUAAACAGGACGACAACACCAGCCACCAGGGGGACUUCACCCCUCUUCAGACCAAGAAGAGAAAAAAAAGACACAUAGAUGUUGGACACGUUGACCAGGUUAAGUCAGACAAAGUACCAGAUGGUGAACAAGAGGAAAUCCACCCUGGAGAAGCCAUCCCAGAUGAAGCAUUGAAUGGGCAUCCAAAUCAAUCAGACGAUCUGGAGGAGGAAACCCUUAAGCAAAAAAUUAAGGACUAUUUGAUGAAGUUCAAAUGGUCAGGAGGCACGGAACACGUCGGUGUGGAAGGGGGGGAACCCACUUUUAAUGAGGAUGAUAGUCAAAAUCCGAGCAGGAAAUGUAGGAUGACGAAAAAUAUCCAAGCGAAUGUCAAAGGGGAGAAGUCCUCAUUAGGUCAACACACUGUUGUACAGAAGAACAAUGCGAAGAAGAAUAACAAUUCAGUUGGAGGGGAACCCCCCCUCCAUGGGGAGCAGCAAUAUGGAGGCUUCCAUUACAUACCAGAGGCGCUAAAAAAUAAAUUCCUGAACAUUUACAAUAAGUACCAAUUAAGGGCCAUUAACAACAGCAUAGUGAAUGACGGGAUUACGCUCAUUCAAGGUCCCCCCGGGACAGGAAAAACUACGACAAUUUUGGGAAUUAUCAGUGCACUCAUUUUUUUUCAAAAGGGUGAAAUGAAUCGUAGUACUAGGAGCCCCCUAAGUGAGAAUUUCUUAUCUGCCAAUGCGGAGGGAGACGAAGAAGGAGAAGAGGACGGAGAAGAGGAAGGAGAAGAGGAAGGACAAGAGGAGGUACAAUGGGAGGGACAAGACGAAGGAGAAGAAGAAAGGGGAAAGAAAAAGAAGAAGAGCCCGUACGUUUGGAUCAAUUACAACAAAAAAAAUGACCACUGCUACUUUAACGACAACUGCUUCGAUGCAAUAGAAUACGAGGACUUUUUUGAUCACAUUGAAAAAAACAAAGAAGAAAAAAACCAAAACGUCUUCCACGUCAGUAAAGGAAACAAAAAUGAAAACAAUUAUGCGUAUGCAAUUCAUCUGAGCAUUAUGAAUGCGUCUAGUAGGAUGUUAAAAAGUGAUGACACCCAUGUGGAUGGAAAUAAUUCAGGCGAGGAGGACAUCCUUAAAAAUAAUGAAAACAGAAUCAAAAAUUUGAUUGGUUUAACGGAGUCGUAUUAUAACUCCUAUGUGAAUACCAGCGAUUAUAUGACAAAGAAGUCCCACUGGGUGGAGGAAAGGAAUGCCAAUGAGAAGCUGAACUAUUCCUACUACGUCAGUGAUUCCAAUGCAUACUCCUUUGCGGCCAGCACAUCGGGGGAUGUAUCACUCAAAGGGGCGAAAAACGAAUUAAUAAGCAGCAGUUCCAACCUCGUCCCCGUUAGAGAAAAAAGAAAGUGGAAAAGGAAGAACCCGUCGGAAGAGACACAACAAGCCACUUUCAAAAAAGAAAAGAUAAACAAGCUAAACUUAAUUAAGAACAAAAGGAUACUCGUGUGUGCGCCAUCUAACGCAGCUAUUGAUGAAAUUUUGAGAAGGCUAAUAUCGUCAAGUAGCGGAAUUUUAGACGAAAAUGGAAACUUUUUUAAUCCUAUAGUGACAAGAAUAGGGAAAAAUGUAAGCACAGACAUAUUAGAAUUUAGCCUCGAAUUUAAAGAACAGUUAUUUUUAUUUCUUAAUAAGGAGGAAGAAAAUAAAAUUAUAAAAAAGAACUUAUUGAAAACGUCCACAAUUAUUUGUUCAACCCUUUCUGCCAGUUCGAACGCGUCCCUAGUUAACUACAUUGACUCGUUCGAUGCAAUUAUAAUUGAUGAAGCGUCUCAGUCGGUCGAAUUGGACAUUUUGAUACCUCUGUCCUUCUCUUGCAAGAAAAUUAUUCUGGUAGGAGAUCCAAAGCAGCUGUCCGCGACGGUGUUCUCUCUAUUUGCAAAGCGGCGCAAGUAUGCCAGGUCUCUCUUCGAACGAUUACAAAAGAAGCAUAAGAUGAAUAAGAGCAAAUAUAAUUUGUUGUCCAUUCAGUAUAGGAUGCACCCAGACAUUUCACACUUCCCAAAUAAGUACUACUACAGGAAUAAAAUUACCGAUGCCCCUUAUUUUCUAUUUACCCUUUUUAAAGAGAUGCAGAUGAAUAAGUACAUCACAAAGUUGAGGAGUGAUCCAGGGGAUCCACACACGGGACGAAUUAUGCAACGUGACCUUUUUUACAAAUUCGAUUUAUUUCACUUUAUGGAGAGUAACUUUGGAAAUUUAUUGCCCUCAAACUUUCACGACAUAAAUUUAUGUAAGAAAAACCAAGGGGCAAUUGAUUGGUUUAUCAUCCCCUUCCUUAGACAUAGCGUUUUUUACGACAUAUCCUUUUCGAAACAAAGGAAAAUAAAAAACUCUUAUAUCAACAUUGAAGAAAGCGAAGCCGUAUUGCAGUUUAUCGAGUUUUUGCAUUUCAUCUUUACCGCAGAGAAUGUGAAGGAGUGGUACAAACGAAUAGGUAUCAUCACCCCGUACGCCACGGAGAAGUUUUUUCUAAAGAAGGAGCUAAAAAUGUUCUUCACAAGAAAGGGCUACAAGAGUAAUAUUUCUAAUUUUAUUGACAUUGGGACGGUGGAUGGUUUUCAGGGGACGGAAAAGGACAUCAUCAUAUUUGUGUGCGUUCGGACGAAGGGUUCGCUCAAGAGGAAGAAAAGGAAAAAUGCCAACGCUGCCGCUAGUCACGUGAUGAAACGGGAAGAGAACGUAACGAAACGGGGAGAAAACAUGCCGAAACAGGAAGAGAAUGUGAUGAACCAGGAAGAAAAGCUGCCUAACAUAAGCUCCGCAUCCUCCGCGGAGGACCAUGUGGACGACGAAGUGGACGACUCGAACAUGUUUUUCUCGAGUUAUAAACGACUAAACGUGGCACUAACCCGAGCCAAGUACAAUCUGUUCCUUUUCGGAAACUGCAGCUUCUUGAAAAAAUGCGACGCCUGGGGUAAGAUUAUUAAGCACUACAAAAUGAGAAACAAAGUAAUCAAAAUAAAGUACAAGAAAUUUAAAACCAAGAUGAAAAUUUUGACCGAGAAAGUAACGGAAGAAGACCUGUUCGAUGAGAAGGUUGAGGUGAUUAAUAAAAAAAUAGAAAAUUCUUUGUAUAACAAAAACAUAAUCGAUUACAAUUUCGUUCUAACUAGUGAGAAUGAAAAUCCCUCCUUCGAUUUGAAAAGCUUUCUUUACUCUGUUGGAUUGAGACAGCCGGAACAGGACGCAGAUGGAAACUGUGAAGGGCAAAAUGAAAUCAAUAUUAGUGAGAAUAAAUAUGGAUUUGCCGACCCCUCGGGGAAGGUAGAUAAGAACUCUGAGGAGAGGGAAAUAUUGAGCUUUUUCCAGCAGCUGUACAAUGACGAUGAUCAUUUUGGGAUUGGCGACGAGUUUGACGUUGGGAGGGAGCGACUGAGGGGGGGAGAUGCCCCGGCGGAGGGACCACUAACCGAACCGCUAACCGAACCAACCAAUUGCAUAGAUCACCUAAUGAAGGUCUGCCAUCACGUGGGGAAAGCAGCCCAGAUCAGCGAACACACGAGCGCCCCGCGAAAUGGUACAAACAUUGGCGUUAAAAACGAACCCAUAGAAUUAAUCAAAGUGAUAGAUGCUGAAGAUGAUCCGGGAAGUGUGGAACGAAUGAGUAUAAGCGCAAAUAAUGAGGAAGUGAAAACACUAAAUUACAACCAGGAGGAAUUAAAACGAAGGGGCACUUCUUUACUGCCAUCCGCCGCGUUAAGAAAAGAAGCUUCGUACGUCGACCUCUCCACCAGUAUUACCAAAAAAGGCGAUGAAACAGCUUCGAACAUUGGUGAAGGACAGCCUAGCACAACCCCCACAACGAUGGAAAUCAGUGAAAAUUUGAAAAACAGCAAUUAUUUUAUCGAUAUGCUGUAUAACUACUGCAAGGCGAACAAAGAGCUCGUGUUCGUCGUGCAAAGUAUUUUGCCCAAUUUUUCGCGACAAAUUUUGUUUAAGCAGUAG
Messenger RNA from Plasmodium inui San Antonio 1, 5250 nucleotides. RefSeq lists its product as hypothetical. The record is from RefSeq and is a predicted model, not a curated record. The coding region runs from base 1 to 5250 and encodes 1749 amino acids. NCBI's taxonomy places the organism in Eukaryota, Apicomplexa, Aconoidasida, Haemosporida, Plasmodiidae. Gene Ontology annotation, molecular function: helicase activity. The transcript has a single exon.